Molecule: messenger RNA, 2012 nt
Organism: Gambusia affinis (western mosquitofish)
Lineage: Eukaryota; Metazoa; Chordata; Actinopteri; Cyprinodontiformes; Poeciliidae
Gene: fam151a
Product: family with sequence similarity 151 member A
Exons: 13
Coding region: 50-1792 (580 amino acids)
Source: RefSeq, a predicted model, not a curated record
AGGAGACUUGAGAGGAACCAGAAGAAGGAAGACUAGCUGUCAAAGCAGGAUGAAGCCUGAUCAUAAGGAUGGAGGCCAAAAUCAGAAGCAAGAACAAGACUUUUAUCUGGGUUGCCUAACCAAGAAAUGGUUGAUAAUGUUAUCAACUGCUGUUGGACUUCUUGUCCUGGCUAUCAUUAUUGUCCCUGCUGUGAUUCUCACCAGACCAGGAACCAAAGCUCCUGUUCCGCUGUUUCCUACUGGUGGAGACAUGCUGGACUUCCUGGUUCAGUCAGGUGAAAUCAGUGAACAAGAUGGUCUCUUGGCAACCUGGUUCCACCGAGCCAACAGCAAGGAGCAAAUGAACAUGGCUCUUGCAUCUGAUGUUAUGAUCCUAGAGGCGGACGUUACUCUGGAGGGUUAUGGAACUCCCGAUCAGAAACCAGUACCGAUCAUGGCUCACCCUCCUGAUGUUUAUAGUGACAACACCCUGGACCAGUGGUUGGAUGCUGUGUUGGACUCUAGAAAAGGAAUAAAACUUGACUUCAAGGCUCUGGACUCUGUGGGUUUCUCUCUGAACCUGCUCAAGCAAAAGAACAGCACCAGCGGAAUAAACAGGCCUGUCUGGCUCAAUGCAGACAUCCUUCGAGGUCCCAAUGUACCAAACUUUGUGUCUCCAGUCAACGCAACCAGAUUUCUUCAGUUGAUUCAGAAGAUAUUUCCAGAUGUGACUUUGUCUCCUGGAUGGAUGGUUCUCUAUAUUCCUCAAAUUGCUACUGAAACUUAUUCCAGAGACAUGGUGGAACACAUGUAUCAUCUGAUCAAAGAUGUCCCUCAGAAGGUGACGUUCCCAGUCCAUGCUCUGCUGGUCCACAGAGGAUGGCAGCACAUCAGCUGGCUCCUCAACCAGUCACCCAGGUUCAGCUUGACUCUGUGGCAGGGUUCAGAUCAUCCAACCAUCAGUGACCUGCUGUUUGUCCGGGACAACACCCAACCUGCACAAGUCUACUACGACAUCUAUGAACCUACACUGACAGCGUUUAAAGAGGCCGCCAGAAACCGCAGUGAUGUUCGGAGGUUUUAUCCUGGAGGAAACCUGAUGGACUUUCUCAAUCCAGUUCACAACUGGAGCAGCAGCUUCCUCACUGAUGUCACCCAGCACAGCAGUCUGGGAGUGCGCUGGUUUUCAGUCGCUGAUGAGACCGUCCUGCUGGCGCGGCUCUCAGAUGAGGAUGGUGGGAUGCUGGUUCUUCAUGUAGUUUCUGACAGAAAUCAGCCUGGAGUUCCUGUGCUGGGAGAAUCUGGGACCAGCUCUGAGCCCUUCACACUUCAGCGUGUCUUUGAGCUGCUUGGGCAGAGGACUGAUGCACCCUGGGGGGUUUAUCUUCGGGUUCAUGGUCAUCAACUUCUGGAAGCUUCCCUCAAACUGCUGCAGGCCGCCUACUCUGCAGAGGAGCUCUACAGGCCCAUCUGGAUCAGCAUGGAGAGUUCCCAAAGCAGCUACAGCACCAAUGAUUUUGUGUCCACAGUGGAGGAGUUUUUUCCAUAUGUCACUGUGGUUUUGGCUGAGCAGAACUGGCUUCCUCUGACCCCAGCAGCACCAAUGGGCCUGUCCCAAAGGCUGGCUGUUCACCUCAGCUCAGCAUCACUGCUCAAAGAACCACAGGAACUUCCCUCCCUGAAGGAAAGGAACCAGUGUGACUUUGUAGUGGAGGUGAACAUGGAGGACAUUGCAGAAACUUUUACAAUUAUGAAGAAGCUCAUGGCCCAACAGGGAGGAAAAUCAAAUCUCUACAUGAUGACUAGCAAAUAAAAGAAACUGUAUGACACAACCAUACGAGGUUGGACCUUCUCAUCUAGCAUGUUGAUGGAGAUUAUUUUUAGUGUCAGUGAGGAGUUGUUUGCUUUAUUUCUUUUCUCUAACCAUCCCACCUUGAUUUUAAUAAAGUUAAAUGGAAUAAAGCCUGGUUAGUUCUCAAAGUAUGUUUUCUGUUUACAUUAUGAAAAAAGUCCCUGCACUGGCUCCCUGUAGC